UGUCUUUGAACAAGUCUAAGCCAUGUGCAGCAUAGAUUAAACGAAAAACAAGUCGUGACAAAAUCGUUUAUUCCUCAGCACUGUAAAUUUGAGGGAAAAAAAAACAUGUGUGAAAAUAUAUAAUAUUAUACCCCUGACACUAAAAAUGGGGCUCAUCUUCCCAAACUUUCCUUUCCCUGAGAAAAAAAAAUGUACAAAAAGUAUUUAACACGAAUGUUCGUGACGUAUUACACAAGGAAGUGCGUGUUUUCUUCAAUACACACCUGCCAUGGAAUACACAAACAUUUAAAUUGUGAAGAAAAAUGAUUUCAUCAUGUUGUAAAUAAACAAGGAAUGGCAACACAUGGAGACCAACACUAUCAACCCUACCCACCCAAUUCUGUGGAAGAAACAAUCAAGAUCUAUACAGAUUGGGCAAACCAUUACUUGGAAAAAGCUCGUAAUAAAAGGUUCAUCAGUGAUCUUCAACAAGAUGUUUCUGAUGGUGUCCUCUUAGCUGAUGUCAUAGAGGCAGUCACAAAUGAAAAAAUCAGGGAAAUAAAGUCUAAACCAAAGAAUACAGCUCAAAUGGUUGAGAACAUCAACACUUGUCUAACAUUCCUGGCUAAUCUUGGUGUAAGUGUUGAAGGACUCUCAGCUAAAGAUAUAAAAGAUGGGAACCUUAAAGCUAUAUUAGGCCUGUUCUUUAGUUUGUCACGAUACAAACAACAGCAGAAGACACAACAGAAACAGGAACACAAUAAAUGUCAUUCAGGGGAGACAACUCACCAGUCAAGUGGCAGCAGCAAAAACCAGCUCAGUAGUAGCGAUUCACAAUCAAGGCUUCCAUCACCAUUUAAGUCAGGGAAUAGUAAAUGUCCAACCAUAACUAAUCCAUCAACAAAACCAUCAUCCGGUAGUAAAUCAACCAGCAAAUCAUCAGCCGACAAGCAUCUAAACCAACAGAACAACAACCAACAAUCAGCUACAUUACCAGCAGGUUCUUCUUUGAAUACUGUUAAAAGCAGUCAUCCAUCUUCCCGAGCUACAUCACCUGCUGUUCCUGGGUCUGGUAUUCCUACUCCUGGGGGUCGCUCCUUGACAACACCGAGACCAUCUGGAGAAAAACAGCCGAGAGUGGUCAGUACAGGAAGUACCACCUCAACAAGUUCAACUGCUUCAAACAAAAGUACUUCACAGAAAACGACACCACAAAAUAAAAACUCUAUGUUGGAUAAAUUUAAAUUUUUCAAUUCCAAGGACAAAUCCAAGGGCAAAAGUGGAGUUCCUAAAAGCACAUCAAAAACAAGUACUGGUAGUACUGCGAGCACAAGUUCCUCAUCCUUAGCUCUUAGUAGUGAUAGGGAUUCACGAAUCAGUACAGAUACCAGAUCUAGUACUGCUAGUGCAAGAAGUUCAAGUUCUACUGAUCCUGGGGCUAUAAGUUUUUCACCAGAAUCAGAAAGUCCCAAACUUCCACCAAAAACAAAGUCCCUUGGAAAAACUGUCAACAAGAAGGAGCAUCCAUCUACUUUGCCCUUGGCUCAGAAUGAAAAACAUUAUUCUUCUUCCGAUUAUGGAUCUGGAGUUAAAAAAUCAUCAAGUAAAACAGACUUAAAAUCAGGACAAAAAGGAACAAAAAUUGGAACUCUCAUCCCUUCAAAGUCAGCAUCUAAAUCAUCGAAAUCCACGUCAUCAACGCCAACAAGUACAGGGAUACGGACACCGACAAGCAUUCCAAAACCAGGAAAAUCUCGUAGUAAAGAUGAGAAAUCCAAAAGUCAUUCUCAGUCGUCGUCUGCAGCUACAUCACCAUCAGUGUCAGGAGUGCCAUCUACAAAACAUUCAGGAUUAAGUGCAUAUGGGUCACCAUCUGUAGGGUCACAUUCAAAACAACACUAUGAAACAAUAAGUGACCACUCGAAAACAAGUGUGCAAGAUUCAGACAAGAUGUUACAAAUGAAAGGUAGAUACACAGAAAUUGACUAUUCUGACGGGAAAAUAGACCGAGUAGGUGAUGGCCAAUAUUCAAAAGGUAGUUCUAAAAUGUCUGGAUAUCAAAGUGGUAUUCAAAAGCCUUCAGUGAAUAAAGAAGGAAACUUACAACAGACAGUGAAUGUUGUCAAACCAACGUGUUCGGUGGCUAAUACUCAAAUGCAUGCCAUGACUGGCAUAUCUGAUCUCAAUACGCAAUCAGGAAUAAUAAACCGUGCAUUACCUCCGCCUCUUCCAAAGACAGAACCGCCACCUAGGAGUAACACACCGUCAAUGAAAGAUCAUAGUAAUAACUCUUUGCCACAAACCAAAAAAGAUGGUGCUAAAAACGAGAGUCCUGGUUCUCCAUCGGGACAAUCCUCUAUAUCAGGCCAUAAAAGUGAUUCUACAUCGUCAUCGUCCAGUCAUAGUGGACCGAGUGGUAAUAACAGUAACUCAUCAACGGAAAGUGUUAUAUAUCGUCCGUCAGACUCGGGCUCUGAUGUUGGAAGUAUUAGUGCUACAAAUUCACCGAGGCUAGGAUUGAAAGUGUUACAGCCUCAACAACCAAUAAAUAAAUCGGCAAACAAUGUGGCAAUCGUUCAACCACGACACGGUGAAAAAGUUGAAACGACAUUUGAUUCUGAAGUUAGGACGAAAACUGUGAAUAAAGACAAAGAAAAAAGUUCAAAAGAGACUACUUUUUCUGAAAAAGAUACAACGUUCGUGGACGAUUCUGGUGAAGCAAUGGAUAUUAAACCAAUGCAGCCGAUAUUAAGAGCAAUGCCAUAUGGAACAGGAUAUUUACGUGGGUAUACUACUCCACCAGGUAAAAUCUUUCACAAUCCUGGCUAUGCUACACCUACUGCCACUUACUUCGCUAGCACAAGCCGGUUAGGUAUGAAUCGUCCUCUGAUGGAUCAUGGGAAAUUUUAUUCUGGUCCGAUAAGAAAAACGCCAUCUAGUGGAUUAAAUAGUUCUUUUGACGGAGAUUAUAGUUCUGAUUAUGAAAGCUUUGAUUACAUCUCUGGAUAUAUGUCAGAUGGGGAUAUACUAAAAGGAAGUCAAAACAAAGUGGAUGAAAUGAAUUGUGGGUAUAUGAGUGAAGGUGGCGCUUCUCUUUAUGCCAGACGUUUACAGCAGAGGUUCAGAGAAGGGAUGCAAGCUGUUAAAGAAUCUAUGCAGAAAAAUAACGGGAUGAUUGACGACGAUAGACAACAUCACAGAAAGUUUCAGAUGAAAAGGAGGCAAUCUGUACCAAGAUCUGUUCGUUUUGAUGACAGCAGUUCCAUUAGUAGUGGUGAGAUCAGUGAUGCUGUCAAUGAGAUAAGCACAGAUGAUGGAAAUUUAACUGGAGGAUCUUCACAAAGUGAUACUAACCCUUAUCAUAGUCUGAAAAGAGCUCCUCAGAAAGAUGUACGCCAACAAGGACAGUUUCCCGUUAAAAGGGCACCGAACCUCGGAACCAGUGCUUUUAUGGGUUCUGAAUACGGUGGUGAAAGUGGUCCAAUUUCUGGUUGGCGUAAAUACUCACUACCUCAAACUAAUAGACUGCUAAGCAGCGAUCCUGCUGAUUAUGCAUAUCUCUAUAAUAACUAUGAACAGUUACACUCAUGGCGGACUAAUCAGGCAAACCAACUGAGAAAAUUGUCAAACGUAAGUCAGCCAGAAAUACAUCAUUACCGCAGACAUAGUGACGAUUAUGCAAAUAGUGAAACGUCCAAUAAACGGGACUCUGAAACGAACACAGACCAAUCUCAUCUGCUAGAAUCUAGUAUGAGACGAAUGCAACAGGGACGUCCUGGUUCUGGUGGGUCAAUAGGUCAGGGCAUAUAUGGUUACCGAAGACCAGUAAGUAAUACUAGUACGUCCUCGGCUGGAAGUGGCAAAGGUGAAGAGAUCAUUAAGAGUUCAACUGUUGGGAGUAGAUUGGCUAGACAUACAAUAGAUGCCAAUGGUAACCGCAAUGAAAAUGCGCAUGGCAUACCUCGACCGGGGAGUGCUCAGGCUCUACGUUGUACGACACCAGUGAAAACAGAUAUGGGACCCGACGGAUACGGAGCAUCAACUUUAGAGAGACGAAAGAAAGGCAGCAUGUCAAGUUUGAAAUCCUCAAGUUCUGCACAGACUGAUAGUGAAAUAUAUAAAUCUAAUACACUUGGACGAACUAAAAAGGGAUUCGGGAAUGGAAUUGUGAAAGGACCCCCACAAGGUGAAAAUGGAAAUAUGUGUUCUAGUACUAUUAUAUCUAAUCCUCAUGCUACAUACGGUAAAAAUUUCACCAAUGGUAGCGGGAAUUAUGUUGCUAUGGAAUAUGGUAGUCCUAGAAACUCAAAUCAUGGUAUAUGGCUGAAAAGUGCUAAUGGGAAUGUAAAUGCUCCUAUGGGGCAUGUUCCGUCCCAUCUGUCUGAAACUGAGAGUAUGGAUUCCAUAUCAUCGCAUGCUUCUAGUAUCCAAGCACAGAUUCAACAAGCUCGUGCUUUAAGUGGUGCUAGUGCACGAAUCCUAUCCAGAGACAGUUUGCCUGGAAAUGGUAUGGGACUGUCACGGUCCAAUAGCGUCAAAUCUACUCACUCAGAUUCGGCGUAUGCCAGUGCACAGCAAUAUAUGUCUGAUCACGAAGCCUCAUUUUCACAAAUUCCUAGUCCUCAGCCUCCUUCCUCUCCUACACCUAGCAAUAGUUCGUCCUCACGCUUCACGUAUCCCAUGACUGCUUAUGGUAGCCCUAGUGCCUUCUCCAGUCCUGGUAUGCCACAAAACAUGGUGCGAUCCAAUACUCAGACCAGUCUUCCUCCUUAUGGUAGCUUGGCACUAUCUAAGAUCAAUCGGGACGAAGAUGGCAGUCGUCUAACAAAAUCAGCGACUUUGGAUUAUUCUUUUUCUGACUAUGACUACACUUCGGUCCAUGGGUCAAACCUAUCUCUAGUGUCAAGUGCUUCUUCACACUACUCAACGGCUGAAGAGAAACAGAAUGCUGAGGUUCGUAAAUUACGCAGAGAGCUGGAGUCUGCACAGGAAAAAGUGUCAACGCUGACAACGCAACUCAGCACUAAUGCCCAUGUCGUGGCAGCAUUUGAACAGAGUCUUUCCAACAUGACCCACAGGCUUCAACAUCUGACGUCGACCUCCAAUCAAAAGGACUCUGAACUUAAUGAACUACGGACAACAAUAGAAUCCUUGAAAAGACAGAGUGGGUUUAACAUACCGGACCCAAUCAUCAGUCCCAAUGUAGGGCGUCGCCAUACAUCCCCUGGUAUGGUCGCUAAAGUUGAUAUUCAUAGCUCUCCAAACCAUCAACCACAUCAACACCACCACCAUCACCAACAUCACCAAGGAGGUAGGGCGUUUCAUACCCUGCCGAUGCCUGCUGAGGCUCGGAUUACGCGUCAGAUGUCCUCUGAUAGUGUGUCAAGUAUUAACAGUUUAUCAAGUGCCUGUAGUAUGACGAGCCAACAGUCGGCAGCGACAGACGGGGACGCUGGGAAGGGGAAGAAGAAAAAGAAGGGCUGGCUAAGAAGUUCCUUUAGUAAAGCUUUUGCUAAGAAGAAGAAUAGGAAUGGUUCUAUGUCUGAUUGUGAGAUGGAUAUGGGAAGUCUACGGUCCAAUGCUUCAGCCCCUAAUUCUCCAUUGUUACAGGUCCACAUGCCAAAUGGUCCAAGUUUUAUUAAAGGGUCACAUUCAUCAGGAGCGAUUUAUGAAGCUGAAGAUGUGUCAACAGUAUUAGAUUUACGGAAACAACUUCGUGAUAAAGAUAUGAAACUAACAGACACUCGUUUAGAGGCUUUGUCCUCAGCACAUCAGUUAGAACAACUCAGAGAGACAAUGACUAAAAUGAAAAAUGAAAUGAGUGCCUUAAAAGCUGACAAUGAUAGACUCCAACGUAUGAUGGUGGGGUCACGAGGACUAAACUCGUCUCAGUCUUCAUUAAUAGUUCACUCACGGACAAAUAGUGAUUCAUUGGAUAGAUCUAUUAGUGUUCAAGAACAGCCUAGUUUAGGUAUGUUGAACCCUGCCUUAAUUGCUCACUCUAGGAAAAAUAGUGUUUCAAUGGAUAGACCUCAUAGUAUUGAAGAACAACCAAGCUUAGAAAUGUUAUUAUCAGAAAGUCAAGAUCGGGAAGGAAAGAGGGUGACAAUGACUGUCUAUUUAGGUUCUAAACCGAGUCCUUUACGGCUGGGUACAGACGUUCUGAAACCAGCUGAAGUAUUAAUUGGAUCAUUAUCAGUCAGUGGGAAGACAAAAUGGGAUAUUUUAGACAAUAUUGUUAGAAAAAUAUUAAAGGAAUAUGUUUUACGGGUAGAUCCAGUGACUAAUCUUGGUCUAAGUGCUGAAAGUGUUUAUUCAUAUCAUAUUAGUGAAAUCAUGCGGACAAAGGAAGCAGAAUUACCAGAGUUACUGCCCAUUGGUUACUUAGUAGGGGAAACAAUGCAGAUAGGCAUCUGUUUAAAAGGUACCAAACAGAACAGUGUGGAUUCUCUUGCCUUUGAAACAUUAAUACCAAAAUCUAUAGUGCAACGAUAUGUCUCAUUAUUGUUAGAACAUCGAAGAAUUAUUCUCUGUGGACCUAGUGGCACAGGCAAGACAUAUUUAGCCCAGAAAUUGGCAGAACAUUUAGUUCUUAGGUCUGGUAAAGAAUUAACUGCAGGAUCAGUAGCCACAUUUAAUGUAGACCAUAAAUCAGCCAAAGAAUUACGACAGUAUUUAGCCAACAUUGCUGACCAGUGUGAGAACAGUAGCGCUGGAGAAUUACCGAGCGUUAUAAUCCUCGACAACCUCCAUCAUGUGGGCUCACUCGGAGAAGUCUUCAAUGGUUUCCUAAGUGUUAAAUAUCAAAAAUGUCCAUACAUCAUUGGAACAAUGAACCAAGCCACAUGUUCUACAACAAAUCUUCAACUGCAUCAUAACUUCAGGUGGGUGCUUUGUGCCAAUCAUAUGGAACCAGUUAAAGGAUUCCUUGGCAGGUUUUUGCGCCGGAAGUUAGUAGAAGCUGAAGUACGGACAGGAAUUAGAAAUAACGACCUGAAUAAAAUAAUAGACUGGAUUCCUAAAGUCUGGUUGCAUAUUAAUAAAUUCCUGGAAACACACAGUUCAUCUGAUGUUACCAUAGGUCCAAGGCUGUUCCUUACAUGUCCCAUGGAUAUUACAGCUUCACAGAUAUGGUUUAUAGAUCUGUGGAAUUACUCUAUAAUACCUUACAUGUUAGAGGCUGUCAGAGAGGGGCUACAGGUUUAUGGCAGAAGAGCCCCAUGGGAGGACCCCACAGAUUGGAUCAUGGAGACUUAUCCAUGGACUGUAUCCAAGGAAGAAGAUUCUCAGUUACUACGGAUACGACAAGAAGAUGUUGGCUAUGAUACCCCUGGAAUCAUCACUAGCACCCCACAGCCAAAAGCCAAAUCAGCAGAAGCUACCACAGAAAAUGGGGAUCAGCUGGUGACGACAGACAACGGAAAGACGAUGGUGUGAAGAGGAGGCUGGUUGAGGGUCAUAUCGGGGUUGUUGUCAUGACGAAUAUUCUUUUGUUUUGAUAUUGUGAUAUUUAUUUAUUCUGUCUUCUCCUAGCUUGAGUGGACAUAAAAUUGUUAUUGUACACAAAUGUUUUGAUGGAAUAUUAUGGUAUAUAUUUAUUUAUAGAAAGGGGUUUUCCAAUUUGGAUCUGAGUGAAAUCUGUUAUGCAUAGGGUUGAAAAAAUAUUUAUAUAUUUCAAUUCAUAUUAUUUGGCACUAUUAAAGGGAAAAGUUAAAAUAUUUUUAACAUUUUCUCGACCUCAAAAAGCGCAAAAUGAAUAUACAUGGUAAAUUGUUGCAUAUUUUGUUUGUUAAGAUAUCAGUGAAACCUAUUUACACUUAUUCCUUGGUCAUUAAGAAACAAGUUCAGGAGUACUAGUCCCAAAGAAAAAAAAUAUGAAAUAUUUUUACCUCCUCAAAACCAACUCCUGUUAAUUGUGAACAAUGGUUUUAAGUCUUUAUAAGAAUAAAUAGGUUUCAUUAUGCUGGAACAAUGUAGAUUUGUUUUGUGCUUAAGUGUGUCUUAUUAAGAAGUCAAUAUUGGCAGUCAUUACAACAAGCAAAAUAUAAAGAGGGUUUAAAAAUUCUCAACGUUUCAAAUUAUCUUUCUUAUGAAAUUUUUGAAACUAUAAAAUAUGUAAGCAUGUGUAUUGAGUUUUAAUCUUUUGUAGUAAUGCUUAUGUGGCUUGAAAAAGAAGCUUAUAGCAGGAGUUAAACUCCAUUUUCAAUCUUAUGUCUUGUUUAGAGUUACCUCCCCUUUGAACUAUAGAAUAACCUCCCCUUUUUAGUACUGUUUCAGCAGCUUCACAAUGCAAUGACUUAUUAGCUUUGCAAUACAUUGGGGAAACCAUGGUGUGCAAUAUUUAGAGUGAAUUUUAUUACUGAAAAACCUGUUGUAUAUUUAACUUUGAAUUUUAAGUAAUUCAUCAUUUUUUAUGAAUCUCAUGUUAAAAUAAUAAGUAAUUUUAGACUCAUUUUAGACCAUUUAUGAUUAUAACAUUUUUCCAUUAUUCAUGUAAAUGGAUCAUAUGUAUUUAUUCCAUAUUUCACCUGUUCAUUUUCAGAGUCUUUUGAAAUUCACAAGAAUACUUUUCUUUUCUUAAAAGUCCCUAAGCAUUCAUGAUGCUAAGACAAAAUUGAUUGAUAAGUUUCAUAUGUAUCAUAGAAUCAUAUUAGAUUUCAUGUUUAGGCAGAGGUCUCAAGAUAUGUCUUACUUGUUGACACUUUUGGAAAUUUUAGGUUUGUACAGUCUUUACCGGCCUGACAAAUAUUGGACUAAAAACUUCCACUGGAUAUCAUUAUAUUCUUUAUGAAACUAAGGAGAUUGGAUACUAGUCAAACAUUAAAUGUUAUUAUUAGGAUUUAAAAUUCAAAUAUUUUGGCCUCAUCACUGAAUAGACUUUUAAAGGUGUCUAAAUGUGCAUCUUAUGCAAGAAAAUUGGUACAAUCAAACUGGAUACUGACAAAAUGUUUUAAGAUAUGCCUUUUGAAGGGUAUUGAUAUGUACAUUUACUUGAAAAGUUAUAGAAAUCCACAGGUCAUUUCAUUGCUGUAAAAUCAUGUCAAUUUUUAGACAUUCAUCCAUUCAAAAGGAGUUCAAAUGUCACACAUAUGUUGCUGGCUGAUCAUGUGACAGCCACUAUGUAUUUAUAACAUUACUAAAAAUAGAUACUACAGCACUUUUCUGAUACAUUCUAAUCUUUCUGUGAAAGGGGUUUUAUUAUAUUUUUUUCAAAUUUAUCUAUUUCUAUUAAGCACAGUUUUUUUUAAUUUUUAUUUUAGAAAGAUGUAAUUAUUUUUGGAUUUUUUUAUGAGCAAUUUGCUUGAAUAUAUUCCUAGGAAUGAGUUGCUUUCAAUUAUUCGUUAAAUUAAAUGGCUUAGUUUUAUAUAAAUUAACAUAAAUUAAGUCAGAUUUGGAGUAACUUUAGGUGACCAAGAUUAUAUAGAAACUGGUAUAUUGGAGCCAUGCUUAUAUUUUUCAGAGAAUUUUUAUAAAGUACACAUCUCUAAAAAUAACUAUUGUGUCAAAAUAUUACAAAAUUCAUCAAAACUCAAUAAACAUUCCAACGCCAGUCAAUCAAGGUUAUGACCUUGAAUGUAGUAUAUAACUUCAAUCUGACCUUAAAUACAAAUAAAUAAAAAAUAAACUGAAUAUAACUUUUUGGUUUUGGCCAUCUGUAAAGUGUCACUCAUUUACGCAUUGAAUAGGAUUAUUUAUAUAUUUAUUUAUUUUUCAUUUACGUCAUAGAGAAAUCCAUUUUGUGACCAUGGUUUGUAGGUAUUUUUCUCUAGGUGCUGUAUGUAUAUAAAUGUUUGGUAAAUUAAAGCUCAAGUUUAGAAGUUUGUACAUACAUUAUGUAUGUAAAUUUAUUCACUGCCAACUAACAGUGUAGAUCAUGUUAAUUAUAGAGAAAUAUGAAGGUUUUUCAUGUUUGAAUAAAUAUUUAUUUUGAUCAUGUGAAAAA
This is a messenger RNA of Mytilus trossulus (common blue mussel), 9922 nucleotides long. Its product is annotated as neuron navigator 2-like. The transcript is spliced from 29 exons. Gene Ontology annotation, biological process: neurogenesis; nervous system development. The record is from RefSeq and is a predicted model, not a curated record. Lineage: Eukaryota; Metazoa; Mollusca; Bivalvia; Mytilida; Mytilidae. Gene Ontology annotation, molecular function: ATP hydrolysis activity; ATP binding; protein binding. Bases 334 to 7416 code for a protein of 2360 amino acids.